Aegilops tauschii subsp. strangulata is the source of this 672-nucleotide messenger RNA. RefSeq lists its product as uncharacterized. The record is from RefSeq and is a predicted model, not a curated record. Lineage: Eukaryota; Viridiplantae; Streptophyta; Magnoliopsida; Poales; Poaceae.
AUGGCCGAAACACCUGAAUGCGUGAUAUGCCAGGCGGCCAACGAUACUUGGCGCCACUCCCUGUUCGAUUGUCAGAUGGCCAGAUGUGUUUGGGCUCUCGCGGACGAGGAGUUGACUGAGGUCGCCAUAUCAAACCGCACGGAGGAUCCUAAGCUGUGGUUGCAUUGGCUCGUGGACACUUUACCGUCGGAGGACCUCUCCAAGGUGCUUGUGACGAUGUGGGCGAUAUGGUGGGCUAGACGACGGGCUAUACACGAUGAUCAGUACCAGAGCCCCAUUAGCAUGCAUUGCUUCAUUAACAAAUUCCUUGCUGAUCUUGAGUUGGUCACUAUUCAGAGCUCCGAACGAGCCAGCGGCAUGCAUGCAAGGGAAAAGGCUGUGCAUGCAAAAAAUGAGCUGCAGCGUGCAGUGCAGGAGGACGGGCUUGUACACGAUCUCUCGAAGGGCUGGCAGCGUCCAACAGAGCAUAAUGUGAAAAUCAAUGUCGAUGGGGGCAUCUCGCGGGACAGAACGAAAGGAGCGGCGACUGCCAUCUGCCGGGACAAAAAUGGACUUUAUUUGGGUGCCUCGGUCGUCGUGUUUGAAGGCUUGAUUGACCCGGCAUCAUUGGAAGCUCUGAAGUGGUGGCCAAUAUUGAAGCAGGCGUUCCGUGUCACUAUGUCACUAUCUUGA